GCGCCAUCUUUUGUUUUUAGAAAUAAUUCUGGAGAGCUAAGCCAUGAAGCCUUCUUUGUUCGAUUGCCUUUUCGUUGUUAUGUAUGCAUCAGUUUCUGUUUUGGCAAACGAGGAGUCAAUUAGCAACACUACAGAGAGAUCAGCAAACGAUAAAUCAUCGGACAAAGAAGACGCGCAAAUCUCAAUUUAUCGUGCGAUUUUUAAGCAAAAACGCGUAGAGCAAACUCUCGCUGCAGAGAGUAUACUAAAACUUAAUGACUACUCCAAACAAUAUAAAAUGGUUGAAAUUGUUCUUGAAAAAUUGUUUACGGUAUUACAAGAUGCAAAGGUGAAAGUAACAGCAUCAAGUUACAUACCUGGACAAGCAUUUCCUACAGAAAAAUCAGAGUUAGAAGCUUUAGCAAAUGUUCUGGAGAAUACUGCCCUGUUUGGAGAUAUUCUUCUGCGACUACCUGAUAUAACAUACAAGGUGUACACUAAAUCCAGAGAAUGGGAACUUCUGGCCAGAUGGAGUCUAAGCUUUUGCAAUGAAACACACAUUUAUGAUGAAACAGACUCCAAGUUAUUACAUUUGAUGGCACAAGAGUUAAGACUUGUACCAAGAGAUCCAAACUACAUCAAUCCAUAUAGGCAUGUUGGACACAAAGAGGGUUUGAAAGAUGGUCAGAGUAAAGAGAAGACUUCUAACAAAAAGAAAAAAGAGAAAAAGAAAAGAAGAGGUCCAAGAUUAAGCCAUGCAGAAUUGUAGGACUUAUUGUUAUUACUACUAUUAUUGAAAUAAAAACUUUUGUAAUUAGUUACUCAGUUGAUUGUUGUGUUAAAAGAAUACUAGUUUGGUGCAUAACUGAUACCAUUGGUUUUGGAAUGGCCUAGGCUUAAUUAAAUUUGUGCUUCUGGUCAAUGGUAGGAACCAUGCUAAUCAAUAACUAAUUUUAUUUAAUUUAUACUAUUACACCAUUGUACUGUGUAAGGGAAACAGCAUUACACUGUAAAACAGCAAAAAUGCAGAUGAAAAAACACAGACGGAAAGGAGAGUCACCAAAUGGCCACACCAACAAACGAUCCUAACUUUAAUUUGUUUUAAUCCUUUCGGCUUCACUUUUUGAAUGACAAACAUUUAAGUGAAACUGAUCUCUUUUGUUCCUCAUGAAGGACACUUACUGGUAAUAAAUGGUUUUGUGGAAGAAUGAAUCCCUUAACUGAUGGUUUAACAUUUAAUACAUACAGAUAUUUUACUCAUUGCCCAUAUUUUUCAAGUUCUGUCUGCAACUCAUGGGCAUGCUCUAUGUUACACCAUCAAAUAAGGUGUAUGUAACAAGAGAUAAGAACAAAAUAAAUCAAAUGUAAUAACUAAAAAGAUAAAUGUGAAAUAAGACACAAAGACAGACAACAGCUUUGGGAGUUUCUGCUAGAGCUUUACAAAAGGUCAGCCCCUUACUUGUUUGAUGUUUGCUAAAAUUGUGUUUUUAGACCAAUUUAAGGGAGUUUAUGAUUAGUAGUGAAGUCAAGUUUUACUCCAGAGAACGCCUUACAUUAUUUUGCUACAUUUAUCAGUGCCACUCUUUUCCGUAACAAUGUUCAUUUAAUGGAAAGUUCUUUUCAGAAUACCAAUUUACAUUUAUUUAUUAACAAUAAAAUUUGACAACAG
Messenger RNA from Pocillopora verrucosa, 1648 nucleotides. Its product is annotated as coiled-coil domain-containing protein 134-like. Lineage: Eukaryota; Metazoa; Cnidaria; Anthozoa; Scleractinia; Pocilloporidae. The record is from RefSeq and is a predicted model, not a curated record.